Syngnathoides biaculeatus (alligator pipefish) is the source of this 4252-nucleotide messenger RNA. RefSeq names its product mitogen-activated protein kinase kinase kinase 14-like. The record is from RefSeq and is a predicted model, not a curated record. Lineage: Eukaryota; Metazoa; Chordata; Actinopteri; Syngnathiformes; Syngnathidae. Gene Ontology annotation, biological process: positive regulation of canonical NF-kappaB signal transduction; protein phosphorylation. Gene Ontology annotation, molecular function: protein kinase activity; ATP binding. The transcript is spliced from 14 exons. The coding region runs from base 729 to 3281 and encodes 850 amino acids.
UGUUGACUGAGCCAACGGAAAGCAUCGAAAGCAUUCGCGUCCGUCCGCUGACGGACGUCCGACAGCUGAGCGAAGCCGCGAGUCGCCGACGGCGGGCCCGGCCCGGGGAGGGAGCGUCUCCGUUGGUCUGCUGCUGCCCCCCCCCCCCACCCCCGCCGUUGCCCGGGAGAGAACACGCACGUACGGGUGUCAUUGGACACGCGAGAGUUGUCUGGACCAAUGAGAGCCGGCGCCGGGGGACGGGGGGCCGGGAAAGGGGGCCAAGUGUCACUUGACCCACAAAGAAACGUCCAGACGCUCGGGGAGGAACCCGGACCCCGAAACUGAAGAAAAGAGAAAAGAACCCGACUGGCCCCGAGAAGAUCCGAGCAGGUAAGCGGUCAAACCAGAGCAUCGCGUCAUCAACGACGCCGUCACCUUCCCGGUCAUUCGGCUCGACCGUUGCCGAGCCGCGACCUCACAAGCGUAAAGCGCCGGUCUGCCGGCCCACUUUGGGGUCCCGACCCACCUGUUGAGGACCGCCGCCCAAAAAGUCUGCCAGCGCACUUGUGGCCUUUUUUUACGCCCACGUGUCGCUCGCUGGCUCGGCGGGGGAAGACAAAUCUGGACAGCUGCGCGGCCAUUUUGAAGUUGAUCCUUCCGACGGGCUUACUUGUCGAGCGAGCGCCGUUCUGGUCACGCAAGGGUGCGUUCGCCCCGUCUUUGCGGAGCCGCGGCGGCAUUGUUACAUGGUGACCAUUUCACGGUCCGCUUUGUCCUGCCGCAGGAUGUCGUCGUGGGGACGGGGCGGAGGGUCGGGUCGCCGGCUACCGGACGACGCGAGAAAAGCGCCGGAACCUUCCGUCGUGGCUCAGGCUGAAAGUGAAGACUUUCAGGAGUUCAGCCCGACGCGCCUCGGACGUUCCGGCUCGCGGCUCGACGCCGCGCUCGCCGGUUGCGUGUCCGCCACUUCCGGGACAAAACCCAACCAAAGGAGUUGGGCUGAAGAGCAACAAGAGACGGCAAGAAGUCCGCGGCUCCGAGGCGCCGGUGACGGGAUGACGUCACUGGACGACAUCAUCGCCCCGCCCCCUCGGUUUCGAGACCCGUCCGACGGCGAUCGAAGUGAAAGCGAGGAAGCCUCGUCCGCCCGUGGCUCCUCCUCCUCCUCCUCCCGGAUGGCCGGGCGGGAGUGUGGCUCCGCCCCCCUUCCGGCAGACGGGGUCGUGUCCCUUCGUCCUUAUGUGACGCACGUCAUCCAGCGCCGCCUGCUGGACUGGAGGGCGAGCGCGCAAAGCAACCGGGGCUUCCUCUUGCACCACCAACUGCGUCCCGUGACGGGUCGGUACCGAGAGGGUCGCGAGUACGCCGUGUUGCAUCACAUCCACAGCGGGGCGUACGGAGACGUCGUGCGUGUGCGCGACUGCAGCACGCGGUUCACGUGUGCCGCCAAAAAGGUCCCCGCCAGUCGCUUCCGCGAGGAGGAGUUGACGUCGUGGAGCCUGGCGGCGGCGUCGUCGCCGCGCGUGGUCCGCCUCUUUGGCGCCGUUCUUGAGGGUCCCCACGUGGUGCUCUUCAUGGACCUGAAGCCAGCCAGCCUGGCUCAGCUGCUGGCGGCGAGCGGCGCGCUGCCCCGGGAUCUGGCCCUGCACUACCUGUGGCAAACUCUGGGGGCGCUGCAGCACCUGCACCACAGGAACGUCUUGCAUCUGGAUGUCAAAGCGGACAACGUGCUGCUGUCCGCCGACCUCAGCAAGUCAUUCCUGUGCGACUUUGGACUUUCUCGCGUGCUGGCCGACAGCGAGCGCAGCGCGAAAGGCAUUAUGGGAGCGGCGUCCUUGGCGGGCACCGAGACUCACAUGGCGCCCGAGGUGGCGCUGGGCGCGGGGGCGAGCGCCAAGGCGGACGUCUGGAGCGUCUGCUGCAUGCUGCUGCACUUGCUGAACGGACGACAGCCGUGGCUGGGACGCUACGCGCCGCCGCUGUGCCUCCACAUCGCCACGCAGCCGGCGCCGCUGUGGGAGGUGCCGCCCGGCUGCGACCGGGCCACGCGACGCGUCUUCCGCGGCGGACUGCGCAAAGAUCCCCGCAGACGCGACUCGGCCGGACGACUCCGCGGGAAAACUGCAAUCGCGCUCAAAGCCGCUGGGGGUCUGAACGGCGCCUCGAUCCGGAGGGCCCGCGAAAAACUGUACGGGUCCGGGACCGCGAAGGCCCGCCUUCUCGAGCCCGCCGCCGGCCUCUCUCCCGCGAUAUGCUGGGUGAGCCCCUGGAGGACGAGGGCGGCCCACGAGGACGACGACGAGGACCCGGAGGAGGAGGACGAGGACCCGGAGGAGGAGGACGACGACGAGGACCCGGAGGAGGAGGACGACGACGAGGACCCGGAGGAGGAGGACGACGACGAGGACCCGGAGGAGGAGGACGACGACGAGGACCCGGAGGAGGACGACGACGAGGACCCGGAGGAGGACGACGACGAGGACCCGGAGGAGGAGGACGACGACGAGGACCCGGAGGAGGACGACGCUUAUGUCGGAGAGGAGGACGCCCUCUACGGGGAGUACGAGGGGGACUGCGAGGACGAGGGUGAGGAAGCGUCCGCACGAUACCUUCGGGAUCUGCUGGAGGUUUUCCCUCUGCUGCGAAGAGGCCGGCAGACGGGCGGCGCCUGGGGGGGCUCCGAUGGCCAGUUGGAAGAACUCCGAGACGGUGCGGUCCUCAGGGGUGACACGCGGACCCCCUCGCCCGAGCCCCGAGACCACCCCCCCUCCUGCUUCAGCAGCUCGUCACGGGCCUCGGACUCGGAGCGCUCGUCCGAUGACGUCAGCUCGGGGGUCCCCUCGUCCUGCGGGCGCCUCGUGAAGAGUUCAGCGUUGGCACGCGAUCCCCCCUCGCCCGGCUUUGAAGCGUCGGGCGUGGACGUCUGGAUCGAGGACGCUCGGGGGGAGCGCGUGAGGAUUCGCGAACGCCAGCGAGUCCGAGUCGGUCACGUGGCCGUCGGAAUCGGCCGGCAGGUGACGAGCGCGCUCGAGCCCCGCGAGACGUGCCGCCAACAGCGCCAAUCUCGGCGAGCGCCUUCACCUUGGAGACACUGGACAGGAAGUCGGUGUCCUUCCGGCGGGAGAUCUGCGAGUCAUCUUUGUGGCUCCGGUGCGUGGCCGCGCCUGACUCGUGUCCGCGAUGGACCUGGCGAGUUCGAGACGGCGAACUGGAAGUCCGACAAUGACCCGGACCCGCGGGAACCGUGGCGGAGGGCGGCGUCUCCCUCGGCCGUCGGCAAACGCGGAGUCGGACGCUAGCCGCGGUCCGGGCUUGUCGGGCCACCUGCGCUUUCCGGACGCUGGCGUGACCCAACCGCUCUAAAUUUCUUUCAUCAGUUCCUCUUUUUUUCUUUAUGGUCCGUCCACUUGUACUUUCGGGGAGUUCUCCGGCACUCGUUCCAGUCACGCUAGCUAGCGCAGCUCAAUACUGCGAAUGCAGCGCGCCCUUUUCGAGCAGCGUGCCCACGGUGACGCUAAACUAGCAGGGCGACGGUCAUCAGCGUAUUCCGUUUAUGGCGAAGGCAAGAAGAACAAAAAGGACAAGGAUGGCGGCGCAUUGUGUGGGUACAGUUGUGUACGAUACCGUACAAUCACAUCAAGGUGGAUGGGAGUGACCUUCCUGAGGUCAAAUUAUUUUGAUUCUGUAGUGACAGCGCAAAAGCUUGCGUUGACAAAAAGUACAAAAAAACGUUCUGACUUCAUUUGAGUGUCCACGCAUCGCCCUUGAUAGGAAGCGCAACAUGGCCGCCAUGUCGGUUAGCUGGGCUGCCGCGUAACAUCUUCACGUGUCUAAUACUGCCUCCGUGGCGGGGAAUGAGAUCCACUGGACAAAUGUCGUUAUCACGUAACAGAGAACAGGAGAAGAGAGAGAAGCCGUGCUAACCGCUAAGCUAUGGUGAAAAGUGGUCGCGCAACCCCGGAACGGGUUCUUGGGUUCUUGGGUGCUCCGCUAAGCCUCCCUGGAGCGAAAAGCCGAGAGCAGACGACUGUCAGCGGCAAAUUAUCGGGUGGGCGUCUCCGGAGAAGCGAAUACAACAGCUACGCCGAAAGGCUGGAGUACGUUAGCGCACGUCAGCCAAGAGCAGGGGCCCGUCGGGUCGAAAGGAUAUGACGAUAUCGUACAUUAAUAUUUCAGAUAUCAGCCGUCUAUGUUUAUUUGCACACUAGAAUGCUGAAUUUUGAUUUGAACUUGAAAGAUCUGCACAAUAAAUGUUGUCAAAGGGACAUAA